AUGAUCUCAUCUACACUUCUAGGCCCAUUGGGCGUCUUGCUAGCUGGCGCAUCAAGCGCCGUGGCGUUCGAGAAAAUCAGCAUUCAGUCUGCCGUCAAGGCUAACACUGAGGUUGAAGUCACAAUCAGCAACGAUAUUUCCGACGGAGCCAGCUCUUUCGAUGCCGGCUUCACCAACUACAACCUCUACCUGGCGACGACACCGCCCGGCUGGGGUACCGGCCCCGUAUGCCUCUUGGCCAACGGGACCAAAAUUGACGUUACUUCCCUAAAGGUUACAAUCCCCGCCGACGCUGUCCCUGACUCUGCCGAUCUCAUGAUCACAACGGUGGAAUGGAACUCGGAUCCAAGCAAGGACGGCCCAUCGGGAUUCGAGUAUAGCAACGAGUUCACCUUUUCCGGGGGAACAGCGGAAUGGGGCAAGACUGAACUUGACGGUUCUUCGCUGGGCGACAUGGAUCGCAUCCCAUGCUCUGCUUACGCGUGCGCCCGCAAGUGCAACGACAAGUACUUUGACGAGAGAAACAAGACAAGCGACGAUCCCAGUACCUACAAGAACACGUACGAGUGCGUCGCUGCGUGCCCGGGCACCACUUUCCCUUCGUGGGAUUCUGUCAUCAACGACAACGGCGACGGCCAGGGCUCGGGCUCCAGUGCGGGUCCAUCGGGAAGCGCAACGGCUCCUGCUGCAUCCGCGACAGCUUCGACGUCUCCAACCGGUCCAUCUUCGUCGAAUCCAACAUCCUCCACGCAAACUGGUAGCUCGCCUUCUCAGACUCCCAAUCGGGGUCCUCAAUUGGCCGUGAAGAUGCCAGGUCUUGUGUUGGUUGGUCUAGUUAUAUUGUGUAUGCUUUCUUAA
Colletotrichum spaethianum is the source of this 858-nucleotide messenger RNA. RefSeq lists its product as uncharacterized. The transcript has a single exon. Bases 1 to 858 code for a protein of 285 amino acids. The record is from RefSeq and is a predicted model, not a curated record. Lineage: Eukaryota; Fungi; Ascomycota; Sordariomycetes; Glomerellales; Glomerellaceae.